Messenger RNA from Encephalitozoon romaleae SJ-2008, 1227 nucleotides. RefSeq names its product putative aminoacid transporter. Gene Ontology annotation, molecular function: amino acid transmembrane transporter activity. The coding region runs from base 1 to 1227 and encodes 408 amino acids. Gene Ontology annotation, biological process: amino acid transmembrane transport. Lineage: Eukaryota; Fungi; Microsporidia; Unikaryonidae. The transcript has a single exon. The record is from RefSeq and is a predicted model, not a curated record.
AUGUCAAAAGUGUUGACAGAAUAUUCCGCUACAGUAACAAUGAUAACAUCUAUGAUGGGUGCAAGCAUAUACUUCACACCUGUUGCAUUCAGAUUUGUCGGAUACAUUUAUGGAUGGAUCAUUAUCUUCAUAGUUGCUCUACUUACGUCGUUUUCCUUGUAUUGUAUCUCAUACUCUGCAAUGAAUAUGCCUGUAGGCCCGACAUACUCAUCAUUAGGUGCCUGUAUAUCUCCAAAACUCAAGAAUGUCCUCGAUGCAUUCGUCAUUGUAAAUAGUUUAACUGCAAAUAUUUGUCUCUACAGAUAUCUUUCGGAGCUGAUUGUGGCUGCAUUCCCGGUACUACUACUUGUUUUCCCAAGCUAUGAAACUGCUAGAAAAGGAGUUGUAGUUGUCCUUUUAAUCCCGCUUCUUACCCUUUCUUUCCAUAAAAACCUCUCUAGCUUGAGAUAUGUGUCACUUGCUAUGGUUGUUUCUAUCGUAUACUUCAUUUUACUUCUUAUAUCUUACAACCUUCUUUUUUAUCCCGGACGCUCCAAUUACGAAACGACUCCUUUCGGAAAUGGAUUUUUCUUUUCAGUUCCGAUCUUUAUAACUGCAAUGGCAUGCCAAUCGAAUAUGGUGAAAGUUCUAGAUGAGAUGGCAAGCUAUUCUGUGAGAAAAGUCAAGUUUGUAUCAAUAUGGAGUGGGGUUGGAGGAGGAUUGAUCUAUGGAUCAAUAGGCCAUCUCGGAUAUUCAUUGUUUGGAAACGGGCUUGAUGGAGACUUGUUAGGAAUAUUUGCAGACAAAAACUCUGUGAUAAAUGCUCAGCUAGCAGGAACUAUUGAUAGAUACCUUGUGUCCUCAAAGAUAGCGGUGUAUGGGUCCAUGCUGAUCUUCAUUGGGAGCUUUCCAAUGCAGCUGAAUCCCUUGAUAACUACUCUAUUCAACAUCUUCCCAGAAAGAAGAAGAACAGAAAAUAUCCGGCUUAUCUUGAUGGUCUUUUUGAUGAUUCUUUGUUUCUCAUUGGCUUUAAUUCGAGACUUGUCAGCAGGUCUUGUAAUAAGUAUAGCAGGUGCAACGGUAACAAAUUUCAUAUCUUUUCUCUUUCCAUUUGUAUUCUUUAUAUCGGCAAAGAAGAAAUUCUCCACCAGUACAUUUCUAGCUUUGGUAUCAAUGGUGGCCUGUAUUUCUAGCUCUAUAUACAUGGUAUUCAACAUACUAGGAAAAACCACAGAUAGGUCCAUGUAA